GUGCUGACGCACUGAAUGUCCCUCUCUGGAGUGGCUGCCCUAGCUUCUCAGAGGGUCAGGACAGAUGGGCAACUGGAGCCCGAGCCAGUGGAGGACUGUGUGCAGAGCACGCUUGCCGCCCUGUACCCACCCUUCGAGGCGACAGCCCCCACACUCUUGGGCCAGGUGUUCCAGGUGGUGGAGAGGACUUAUCGGGAGGAUGCGCUGAGGUACACGCUGGACUUCCUGGUGCCCGCCAAGCACCUGCUUGCCAAGGUCCAGCAGGAAGCCUGUGCCCAGUACAGCGGUUUCCUCUUCUUCCAUGAGGGCUGGCCCCUCUGCCUGCACGAGCAGGUGGUGGUGCAGCUAGCAGCCCUGCCCUGGCAACUGCUGCGCCCAGGAGACUUCUACCUGCAAGUAGUGCCCUCAGCAGCCCAAGCACCCCGCCUGGCACUCAAGUGCCUGGCCCCAGGCGGUGGACGGGUGCAGGAGUUGCCUGUGCCCAAUGAGGCCUGUGCCUACCUGUUCACACCUGAGUGGCUGCAAGGCAUCAAUAAGGACCGGCCAACAGGUCGUCUCAGUACUUGCCUACUCUCUGCGCCCUCUGGGAUUCAGCGGCUGCCCUGGGCAGAGCUCAUCUGCCCACGAUUUGUGCAUAAAGGGGGCCUCAUGGUUGGACACCGGCCAAGCACGUUGCCCCCCGAACUGCCCUCCGGACCCCCAGGGCUCCCCAGCCCUCCGCUCCCUGAGGAGGCCCUGGGCACCCGGAGUCCUGGCGACGGGCACAAUGCCCCCGCUGAAGGACCUGAAGGCGAGUACGUGGAGCUGCUGGAGGUGACGCUGCCUGUGAGGGGGAGCCCCACAGAUGCCGAGGGCUCCUCGGGCCUCUCCAGGACCCGGACAGUGCCCACCCGAAAGGGUGCUGGAGGGAAGGGCCGGCACAGGAGACACCGCGCCUGGAUGCACCAGAAGGGCCUGGGGCCUCGGGACCAGGACGGGGCACGCCCACCGGGUGAGGGAAGCAGCACUGGAGCCUCCCCUGGGUCACCCCCAGGAGCUGAGGCUCUCCCAGAAGCAACAGCCCUAGAGGUGUCUGAGUCUCCAGCAGAGACAUUGGGGGAAGCCUCUGAAUCUUGUCCCCUGAGGCCAGGGGAGGCUGGGGGAGGGGCAGGCCAGGGGGCUGAAGGACCACCUGGCACCCCUCGGAGAACAGGCAAAGGAAACAGGAGAAAGAAGCGUGCUGCAGGCAGAGGGACUUUUAGCCGAGGAGGGGACAGUGCUCCAGUGAGCCCAGGGGACAAGGAAGAAGCCAGCCACCAGGAGGUCCUUGUCACUCUGCCCCCGCCAAAUGAGCACCAGCUCCCAGGAUGCAGCCCAGUCGAGGAGGAGCACAAAGGCUCAGGGAAGCCAGAGUCAGAGCUGAAGGAGGAGCUCAAACCAGCAGACAAAAAAGAGCCUCAGCCCCCAGAAGCCUGUGGACCUGUAGACGAGAUGGCCAGUGAGAAGGAUCUAGAGGAGCCCAGCCUGGCAUGCGUGGUGGCAGGACCCACAGGUCCAGAAGGGCUCCUGCCAGACCCACCACCACCACCCCUGGAGACGGUGCAGGAAGUGGGAGGGGACAGUGUCCCAGAAGAGGCCUCUCCAGUCUCCAUCUCCGAUGACCCGGAUGUAGCUUGGGACUUGAUGGCAUCUGGAUUCCUUGUCCUGACUGGAGGGGUGGACCAGAGUGGGCGAGCUCUGCUGACUGUUACCCCACCAUUUCCUCCUGAGGAGCACCCACCCUCCCGAGACAUGCUGAGCACUGCUCUUCAUUACCUCCACUCAUUGCUCAGGCCUGAUCUCCAGAUAUUGGGGCUGUCCAUCCUGUUGGACCUUCGAAAGGCACCCCCAUUGCCUCCAGCCCUCAUUCCUGUUCUAAGUCAACUUCAGGACUCAGGAGACCCUCCCCUCAUUCAGCGACUGCUGGUUCUCACUCAUGAUGAUCCUCUGACUGAACUCUAUGAACUUCAGGGCGCUGAGUUGCUAUCAGAGAGUGAUCUGAAAAGAGUGGCCAAGCCAGAGGAGCUGCCGUGGGACUUGGGAGGUCACAGGGAACCCUCUCCCAGCUACUGGGUAGAGACACACCAGGAAGUGGCAAGGCUGUGCCGCCUGUGCCAAGGGGUGCUGUGCUCUGUGCGGCAAGCCAUUGAGGAGCUGGAGGGAGCCACUGAGCCGGAGGAGGGAGAGGAGGCUGUAGGAAUGCUUGAGCCCCUACAGAAGGUGCGGGCAGAUCCCCGGCUGACGGAGCUGCAGAGGGACGGGGGAGCCAUCCUGAUGAGGCUGCGUUCCACCCACAGCAGCAAGCUGGAGGGCCCGGGCCCAGCCGCCCUGUACCAGGAGGUGGACGAGGCCAUUCACCAGCUCGUGCGCCUCUCCAACCUGCACGUGCAGCGGCAGGAGCAGCGGCAACGCCUCCACCGACUGGAGCAGGCGCUGCAGUGGCUCUCAGGCCCAGGGGAGGAGCAGCUGGUCAGCUUCGCUGUGCCGGGGGACUCCCUGUCUGCCCUGCAGGACACGGAGCUGCAAUUCCGGGCUUUCAGCGCGGAGGUUCAGGAGCGCCUGGCCCAGGCUCGGGAGGCCCUGGCCCUAGAGGAGGACACCACUUCCCAGAAGGUUCUGGAUGUCUUUGAACAGCGGCUGGAGCAGGCUGAGAGUGGCCUCCAUCGAGCCCUGCGGCUACAGCGCUUUUUCCAGCAGGCGCACGAAUGGGUGAAUGAAGGUUCUGCUCGGCUGGCAGGAGCGGGGCCCGGUAGGGAGGCCGUGCUGGCAGCCCUGGCCCUGCGGCGGGCCCCGGAGCCGAGCGCCGGCACCUUCCAGGAGAUGCGGGCCCUGGCCUUGGACCUGGGCAGCCCGGCCGCCCUGCGAGAGUGGGGCCGCUGCCGGGCCCGCUGCCAAGAGCUGGAGAGGAGGAUUCAGCAGCAGCUGGGAGAGGAGGCGAGUCCGCGGGGCCACCGGCGGCGGCGGGCAGACAGCGCCAGCAGCGGAGGGGCCCCCCGGGGCCCCCACAGCCCCUCGCCCAGCCUUAGCUCCCUGCUGCUCCCCGGCAGCCCCGGGCCUCGUGCAGCCCCAUCCCAUUGCUCCCUGGCCCCCUGUGGGGAGGACUGUGAAGAGGAGGGCCCUGACUCAGCUCCAGAAGCAGAGGUUAGGCCUCCGAGGACCGUGCUGAUCCGAGGCCUGGAAGUCACCAGUACCGAGGUGGUAGACAGGACGUGCUCGCCCCGAGAACACGUGCUGCUGGGCCGGGCUGGAGGUCCAGAUGGGCCCUGGGGAGUAGGCACGCCCCGGAUGGAGCGCAAGCGAAGCAUCAGCGCCCAGCAGCGUCUGGUGUCAGAGCUGAUUGCCUGUGAGCAGGAGUACGUGGCCACCUUGAGCGAGCCAGUGCCACCCCCGGGGCCUGAGCUGACUCCUGAACUGAGGGGCACCUGGGCCGCAGCCCUGAGUACCCGGGAGAGGCUCCGCAGCUUCCAUCGGACACACUUUCUCCGGGAGCUUCAGGGCUGCGCCACCCACCCCCUGCGCAUUGGGGCCUGCUUCCUUCGCCAUGGGGACCAGUUCAGCCUUUACGCCCAAUACGUGAAGCACCGACACAAACUGGAGAAUGGUCUGGCUGCACUUGGCCCCCCAACCAAGGGCUCCGCGGAGAGCGGCCCCCACCUGCCCCGGGCCUUGGAGCAGCCCCUGGAGCAGCUAGCUCGGUAUGGGCGGCUCCUGGAGGAGCUCCUGAGGGAAGCUGGGCCUGAGCUGAGUUCUGAGCGCCAGGCUCUUGGGGCUGCCGUGCAGCUGCUCCGGGAACAGGAGGCCCGUGGCAGAGACCUGCUGGCCGUGGAGGCCGUGCGUGGCUGCGAGACAGAUCUGAAGGAGCAGGGUCAGCUCCUACACCGGGACCCCUUCACCGUCAUCUGUGGCCGAAAGAAGUGCCUUCGGCAUGUCUUUCUCUUUGAGCAUCUCCUCCUGUUCAGCAAGCUCAAGGGCCCUGAGGGGGGGUCAGAGACCUUUGUUUACAAGCAGGCCUUUAAGACUGCUGACAUGGGGCUAACAGAAAAAAUCGGGGACAGUGGACUCUGCUUUGAGCUGUGGUUCCGGCGGCGGCGUACUCGAGAAGCGUACACACUUCAGGCAGCCUCGCCAGAGAUCAAGCUCAAGUGGACCAGUUCUAUUGCCCAGCUGCUGUGGAGACAGGCGGCUCUCAACAACAGGCUCCGAGUGCAGCAGAUGGUCUCCAUGGGCAUUGGGAAUAAACCCUUCCUGGACAUCAAAGCCCUUGAGCGGACACUGAGUGCCUUGCUCACUGGAAGAGCCCCAGAAACACUUGACUCUUCUGGAGAUGUGUCCCCAGGACCAAGAAACAGCCCCAGCCUGCAACCCCCCCACCCUGGGAGCAGCACUCCCACUCUGGCCAGUGGAGGGAUCUUAGGGCUGUCCCGGCAGAGUCAUGCCCGAGCCCUGAGUGACCCCACCACUCCUCUGUGACCUGGAGAAGAUGGAGAACUUGGCUACAGUCCCUCCUGUCGGCACAUUUUGGGCAGGGAUGGCAGUGGGACAUAGCAGAAGACUGGAAGAGCACUGAAUUCCUUCCCUCUGCUUCCUGGACAGAGAGGAGGUCGCAGGACCAGCGUGUUUCCUUUCCCUGCUGCUGUCCCUAGCUCUCUCCAGCCAGGUGCCUUCCUACAGGAACCAAAGUGGCCACACUUGCUUGCCUUCGUACCCUGGAGGUGGAGAAAUGAUCCCUCAUCCAGUCCUUCCCCAUCCCGGGCCACUGCAUACUCCCAGGACACUGCUCCGUGUCAGCCCUCCCCCAACAGCCUGCGUCCUCCCGUUCGUCCGGUGCCACCCGGACUCUCCCUGAGGAGACUCAUCUCUGCCAGGUCAGCUGUAGUUCUGGUGACUCCACUCCGGGGUGUCAUAGGAAAUGGAGCUAUGCAAACCAUUUUUGGGGGGGGGGAACAGCAAACUUUAUACGUGUAAUUACUGUUGUUAUAAUACUAUUGUUAUAUUAAAUGUAUUUACUCACACUUUGUGUCGGAAGAGCUAGAGCAGACCUCCGGGUUGAGGUGACACUGCUACCUUGAACACUUCCCCUCACCCAACCAUUAACUGGAACACAGGAAAAAAAAAAAAAAAAACAAACCAAGGCUUCGAGGUACCCAGUACCCCUUCCUGGCCCCCAAACUGAGCCUGGGUGCAAGAGAAUGUGCCUCUUCCACAGUGGCUCUUGGAGGCUCAAUGCACUCUGUGAAGUUCCUCCUCUCCCGCUGCACCCACUUCUUGAGGCUGAGGUGGUCACCCUCAAGCUGGGAUCCAGCACAGUCUAGCAGUUCUCAGAAUGACGUCCACAGUGCGUGAGAGUCCCUAGGCUGCUUGCUAAAUGCUAAUCCUGGGCCCCACCCCAGAGCUACUGAAGCCGAAAGUCUGGGGGUAAAGCCCAAGAUUUCUCGUUCCUCAUUAAGUUCUUUGGGUGAUCACUAAGCGCCCUGAAGAAGUAUUUCCGACAAAACCUCCAAGGAGGACAGGACAUAGGCAGACAGACACAGCGCCCCUGUGCCUCAAGACACCUGUUUAUUGGGGACACAACUCUGCGACAGGGAUGACAGGAAUCGUACCAAAAAUAGCGACGUCUACAGGGCCCCUGAAGGGGCUAGAAGGGUACAGUGCCCCCACCCCCACCCAUUGUACAAAAA
This is a messenger RNA of Zalophus californianus (California sea lion), 5696 nucleotides long. RefSeq names its product Rho guanine nucleotide exchange factor 40 (gene ARHGEF40). Gene Ontology annotation, molecular function: guanyl-nucleotide exchange factor activity. The record is from RefSeq and is a predicted model, not a curated record. NCBI's taxonomy places the organism in Eukaryota, Metazoa, Chordata, Mammalia, Carnivora, Otariidae.